CUUCGCAUAGGAGAAAGAGCAGUAGGAUCAUAACUGUCUAAGAUAUCAUAAAUAUAUAAUCCUCAAUCCAUAAGGCUGUCACGCAUCUACUGAAGAUAUUUUUCCCUACCCUAAAUGGAGGGAAUAAAUAACCAAAAGAUAUGGAAAUCAAGCCCUAAGAAAGUGAUGUAUGAUGCCCUAAACAUCACUAUGCUUGACGUUAAAUAAGCUAGUCAUGCAGUCUUUUUUUGGCUGCAAAAACCGUAGUCCAACCCAGAUAUCCAACAAAAGCACUGGCUUACACCCCAACCCUUCACAGAAAGCAGUUCAUCAACAACUGGUUUGCACUUAACAAUCCGAGCUCAACCAAAAUUCUCUCUGGAAUCCCUGCCUCCAUAAAUGGCGUCUCUUAUGGAACACUUCGAACCAUCUUUCCGGCGCCAUUUCUUAUCAAUUAUCUUAUUGAAAACCCAUGCAAGAUUCUCAACCAACCAAAACCUCAAGUCCUAACAUUAGCAGUAGCAGUGGCAGUAGCGGUAGCAGAACUGCUUCUGCUUCUGCUUCUGCUGCUGUGAUUGCUGGGGCUGUUGCACCUCGAGUUUCAGGCUCCCAACGUGCUUUUCGUGGAGUUCGGCGUAGAAGUAGUGGAAAAUGGGUGUCUGAAAUUAGAGAGCCUAAGAAGCCUAAUAGAAUCUGGUUAGGCACAUUUCCUAACCCUGAAAUGGCCGCUGUUGCUUAUGAUGUGGCAGCGCUUGCGCUUAAGGGCCAAAAUGCAGACCUUAACUUCCCAAACUCGGCUGCUUCUCUGCCUGUUCCUGCUUCCACUUCGCCACGUGAUAUUCAGGCGGCUGCAGCCUCUGCAGCUGCUGCUAUUGGUGCUGCAAAGGAUGCUUUAGGGAUUCCGAAUAUGGGGGAUACUAAUCAAAUGGAACAAGAAAUUACGCCAACGGUCGAUGAUCAGUUUGUUGAUGAGGAUUUGAUAUUUGAUAUGCCUAAUGUUCUUGUGAACAUGGCAGAAGGGAUGCUUCUUAGCCCUCCUCGCUUGGACAUUGCUGGUGAUGAGACCACAACCGCCUAUGAUAACACUGGAGACCAGAACCUUUGGAAAUUCCCUUGAAUCCAUCCCUAUAUGAAUAUGAUAAGAAACUAUAUUGAGUAAUCUCCAAGUUAAAUAAUAAAAACAAAAAAAAUAAGUAAAAGUUAAGUCAUGGUAUCUUGUGUCCAAAUUCUGGGGCUGAUCAGAUGUAAGAUACAGUAAGUCGGAUUGGCAUGAGUGGCUUGUUCUCUUUAUUGUUUUGUACAGGUUUCUUAUUUCCUAUGUUGGAUUUGGAGUUUUCUGUUCUA
Molecule: messenger RNA, 1323 nt
Organism: Populus trichocarpa (black cottonwood)
Lineage: Eukaryota; Viridiplantae; Streptophyta; Magnoliopsida; Malpighiales; Salicaceae
Product: ethylene-responsive transcription factor ERF024
Exons: 2
Coding region: 452-1096 (214 amino acids)
Biological process (GO): regulation of DNA-templated transcription
Molecular function (GO): DNA binding; DNA-binding transcription factor activity
Source: RefSeq, a predicted model, not a curated record